Messenger RNA from Lymnaea stagnalis (great pond snail), 13065 nucleotides. The record is from the annotation of a GenBank genome assembly. NCBI's taxonomy places the organism in Eukaryota, Metazoa, Mollusca, Gastropoda, Lymnaeidae.
CGAUUUAUAAUCCAGAAUUAGUUAACUAUAACUGCCUGUAUUUAAUUAUUAAAGAAUACAUGUAAGUUUACAUGAUAAAAUUUUUUUUAAAUACGAAAUGCGCUAAGAAAUAAUAUACGCACCUGAACUGCACUUUAACCCAAACUAAUUGUUGUGUCUCAGACUCAGGGUGCGUGUUGCGCCACUUAGGCCUCUUGUGGCUAUGCUGUAUCAUUUACUAAGGUAGCCUUUAAAUUUAAUUUCAUUUGAUUAGUCAAAUGCUUGUUUCUUAAUAAAUAUUUUACCAUUCUCCUUUUCAUUGUUUUGACUUGAAUAGUAGGCCUAAAUUCUACUUAAAGACUCAAGAGACUGAUGAGCCACAUUAACCACAUUUUUUCAGGCUGCGCUUGUGUCAAUGUUAUCAGGCUGACAAUAGUAUAAUGGAAAUUAGAUCCUGCCAACUCAUCUGCUUACAGAAAUCACAUGGAGCCAUUCUCCUUCCUGAUGGAACCCCUAUAACUAUUGGUCGGAGUCCAGAAACACGAAUCAUUGAUCCCAGAUGUUCCAGGAAUCAAGGUUUUGUCUCAUCUUCAUUGCUAUUUACAAAUAAUGUUAAAAUAAUUAUAAAAUUGCUUUUAAUCUUACUUUUUAAAUCGUCAGGGGACAGUGUUAGGAUGUUAAAGAGAAAUCUUCAAACUUGUUGUUGACUAUUGGUGUUUACUUGUAAGGACAACAACCAAAUUUCAUUUAAAAUUAUAAAUCAGGACUGUUUAAAUGUUUAAGAUUCAAGAUAACAAGUUAAUCAAUCUGUUUAAACCUGAUAAGUUUAUAACUUGAUAUUAACAGACCUUUGGAUAUUUAUUAACUAUGAAGUUCUUUUUAAAAAAACAUUCACAUUAGUAGAUGAUAUGAAAUUUUGUAUACAAACUAUUGAUACUUGGACUUUGGAAUUUCAAGCCCUCUCAUAUCUUGAAACUGUUUCUAAAAAAUCGUUACCACAACCACAUUAUCUUUAAACAAAUCUGGUUGUGAGCAUUAAAAUUACAACUAAAUAUUUAUUAUGGGUAUCUGUUGUAAUCUGGAAACCAGAUUUUGAUACCUUUUUAUCCGUAUCCGGAAAUUUGAUCGAAAGAAAUUUCGUCGACGGUAAAUUGAUCGACGGUAAUUUGAUCGAACGGAAAUUUGGUCGAAUCAAUUUUUCAGUUUUUACGUUAAAAUUUUGCUUCAAAUUUCUUUUUGAGCGCAUUAUUUUGUUUUACUAUAAAGUAUAGUGCGUUCAAAAAGAAAUUUUACGAAAAUUUUGACGUGUGAACUGAAAAAAAGAUUCGACCAAAUUGUAUGUAUUUUAUCUAAUACAUUAAAGUGUAAGUUAUUGAUUGUUAAAAGAAUAAAAAUAUAUUUUUUAUUAAAAUUAUUUUACAGUUCAGUUAACAGCUGAUUAUAAAAACUAUAAAGUGAAAGUCAAGCAGCUUGGUGCCAACAAUUCAUCAAUAGAUGGCAUUGACAUUUUACAAAAUGAAGAAGCUGACAUGGGUAAAGAUUCGAUUCUUUUUAUUUUGUCAGGUAAUUAUUUUUUUUUCUCUUUAAUGUGUUGAGUUGAUGGAAUGUACAUUAUUUGUAAACAAUAGUUUAACAGCCUUGUAUGUUACUAUGCAAUGUAACAACUUAUCAUCAUGUGGAAAUAAUAAAUAUUAUAAAAUUUGCUUUUAUUCUACAGGACAGUUCCCUCACAGAGUAAAUUUUAAUACUGAAAAUCCAAGCAAGCCUGACUCAAAUGCACAGAAAAAGUCAUCAGAUGUGACUGAAAAGAAUGUUAGUUCAGUAAAAGAAAAAGUUAACCCUGCAUCAGACGUUUCUGAAAAAAAAUUCAGUUCAGCAAAAGAAAAAGAUAACCCUUCAAAAUCAUCAUCUAAACGUCACUCUACAGAUGUGAGUGAUUAUCCUAAAAAUAAAAAAUUAAAAACUAGCAAUGGCAACUUUAACAAAGAUGAUGCGGAUAAAAAAAUAAAAACAGAGAAGAAUCAUAAUGUCAAAGUAAAGACAGAAGUACAAAUUAGCAAGAGUGAUGCAUUUAAGUCUAGCAAAGAUGAAGAUGAACAUGAAAAAGUUGUCACUGCAAAACUUGAGUUCAUUAAGGAACAAGUCAUGAAACAAAAAUCUUCUACUGCUCCUACUCAGAACAAUAAAAAGGAAAAACCAACAUCUUCACCUGCCUUACCAUCAUUGGGGAAAUCGUCAUCAGCUACAGUUGGAAAAACUUCAUCAUCUUCACCAACACCCGCUAAUGAGAAUACCUGGACCAAUCAUGAACAUCUUUAUGUGUUUACAUCAAAAGGUGUAAAGCCAAGCACUAAGGUAUUGGCAAACAUACAUUUUUUGGUCAUAUUAUUAUUAUUAUUAUUACUACAGUAAUCUUAUAUAGCACAGUACUCCAACCUUGGGCUGGGCUCAAAGCGCUUCAUAUCAAAAUAUUGGCUAAAAUAAACACAACAUUAAAACGUUAUAUACAUUUAUUUAAUUAAAAAAAACAGCUUCAUAUAAAAAAUAUAUACAUCCCCACCCCCAAAUUAUUUACAUGCCAAGCCAUGACAUUUUUUUGUAUCACAUACCUCUCUAUCCCAAAAAGAUUCAUGCAAUUGAUAAGCCUUUUAACUAUUUAUAAAUUAAGUAUAUCAUCCACGAUGGCCCAAAAAAAUUAACAAUUCUAAUUAUUUUUUUGAAAGUGUGUUGUUUUUUCUUGAAAGAAUAAUAAUUAAAGACUUUUAUAUUAAUUAGAUUGCAGCUUUUGAUCUAGAUGGGACUAUAAUUCUAACCAAGUCUGGUCGAACAUUUCCAUUGGAUAACAAUGACUGGAAGUGAGUAUUAAUUAAAUUUAAAUGAUUUUUUUUAAAAAUCCAAUGUUCGUUUGAUGUAGUUAUCAGUUGUUGUUUUCAGUUUGCAUAGUAUGAGAUGUUUUAAUAAGAUAUAUUUGUUUGAAGGUCCUAAUUGACAUUAAUGAUAUAUAUCAGACCUGCACAACUCAAAAUGUAAGGCGGGCGUAAUACUUUUAGAAAAACUUGUGUGGGCCAAAAGAAAAUAGGACAGCACUUGUGUGGGCCAAAAGAAAAAAGGACAGGGGGGGGGACCUAUUAAGAAAAUAAUAAGAAUAAAGAAUAUUUCAUUACUUCGCGGGCCGCAAAGUGGGUGCUGGCGGGCCGCAGGCUGCAUGUUGUGCAGGCCUGAUAUAUAUAUUAAAUGACAAAGUGUGGGUUAUAUCAACAUUGAUCGUAUACUAACCCUAUGAACAUCAGGAAAAAUAAAAAAUUUUUUUAUUAAUUUAAAAUGUUUUUUGGAAUUCAUGUCACACAAUUUUUUUUUUUUUUUUUUUUUAUAUUUAAAAAAAAAUUAUUUUUUUUUAAUUAUUUUUUCUUUAAAAAAAAAAAAAAAAAAAAAAAAAAAAAAUUUUUUAUUUAUUUUAAAAGGUUUUUUGGAAUUCUGUCACCAAAAUUUUUUUUUUUUUUUUUUUUUAAAUUUAAAAAAAAAUUAUUUUUUUUAGAAUAAUCUUUCCUGACGUAUUCAAUGAGCUGAAAAAGUUGAAUCAAGAUAAAUAUAAAAUUGUUAUUUUCACUAAUCAGGUAACUCUUUUUUCCUUUUCAAAAUAAAUUUCUUAAUAAUUAUAAUUACGUUUAAAAUAGUUGAAAUUAACUUAAAUUUUGUGUGAAAUAAAACUUAUAUUUUAGCCUCUUUAGUGCUGUUGUGGUCUGGGCAAUCCUGGACAUCAGUUCGGGCUUUGAGCCUUCUUCAGAGACUAUUGCUCCAAGGUAUUUGAAGCUGCCACAGUCUCUAGUCCUAUCUCCGCGACCUUAAUUUCAGUGACGAUGCCGGUGGUGCUAUUUGUCAUCAGUUUUGUCUUUUCGGCACUGAUUUACAUGCUAUAAGAUGAUGAAGUCUUGUCGAGACACUUUACUAGGUUGGCUAGCUCUUCUUGGUUCCCAGCCAGUCCAUCUAUGUCAUCCGCAAAGCGUAGGUUGGUGAUUGUUCUGACACCAAUGCUGAUUGUCACUUCAUGCGCUUCCAGAGCAUCUGACAUAAUUCUCUCUAGGAUGAUGUUGAACUGGGUGGGGGAGAGCAAGCAGCCUUGUCAUACUUCAACCGCGGUCUUGAACCAUUCUCCGAUGUUGUUGAAGAAGACUGCACUGGUAGCACCAAAAUAUGGCUGAUGCGCUCAUUAGUCCUCUCCAUUUUCCUGUAUGCCUUCGAAUCCUGGACAUUAAUAGCAGAACCUGAAAGGAAAAUAAAAGUGAUGGAGAUGAGAUGUUUCAGAAGCAUUCUUGGCAUCUGCUAUAGGGACCAUAUCUCCACUGAUCAAGUGAAAGAAAGGGUUCGUCAAGCAAUGGGGCAGUACGAUGACUUCUGGUCACUGUAAAAAAGCGCAAACUACAAUGGUAUGGCCACAUGACAAGGAAACAAGGGCUCGCCAAAGAAAUCAUGUAGGGCACAACGAGAGGAGGGAAAAGAAGAGGAAGACAAAGAAAAAGAUGGGAAGAUAACAUCAAAGAGUGGACUGGACUAAAACUAGGUGAUGCUAUGCGUAGUGCAGAAGACAGAGACGAAUGGAGGAGGAUAGUUCACUUGUCAUCCUUGGCCCCCAACAGUACAAGGUCUAACGGACAUGAUGAUGAUAAUAUGUUUGCACAAAGUCAGAAUUUUUGUAUUAUUGACUAAAACUCUUUUUUGUAUUCAGCAACCUGUUAGUUGUUUCUCUACAUCCAUUAGUAUCUGUGUUAAAUGUUUUGAAUAUUCUUAAAAUAUUUGUUCUAAAUAUACCAGAAACCUCUACUAGAUAAAGAUUUCAAAUUACAUGUAUUUAAUGAUUUAGAUGGUUCCACAACACAUUAUUCGUGAUUAAGCCACUUAAAAAUAAUAAAUUGCUAAUAAUUGUUAUUGCCAUUUUAAUAAAUUAUUCAUUCGUAUGAUCUUGCUUAGCUCGGUGUUUCUAAAGGAAAGACAAAGAUAGAUGAAUUAAAGGCAAAGAUAGAAAAUGUUGUGGCCAAGCUGCAAGUUCCAGUCCAGGUUUUUAUAGCGACACAUGAUGGGAAAUACAGAAAGCCAAGUUGUGGCAUGUGGGAAAAGUUAAAAAAUGAUGUAAGCAGACAUUUCACUCUGCUUCAGUUUUAGAGCUUUAACAUUAUGUAUGCUUAAAACUAAUGAAAUUUACCAUAAAUUCUUCAGCCAAUUUUUUAAAGUAAAAAAAUUAUUUACCAUAUCAAUUUACACUUCAUGCACUUCCAUUAUUAGAAAUUAAAGGUUGCUUUGUUAGGGUCCUUUAAUUUGUAAUGAUAUCAGUGUUGUUAAUUAAUAACUAAUCACUCACUCUUGGGGCCUGAACAAAUUCACCCUAUGUAGGCAAAAAAAUAAAGCCUUCUUUAAAAGAUGAGCAAGCAAUCUGGUAACAUUAUGAUGUGAUUCCAUUGUCAGAUCUACCAUACCUGUCAGAAUAACCUUUGUUUUUAUUUGUUUGUAUUAUGUUGUGCUGAAGUUAGCUGUUUAAAAAAUGGAUGCUGUAAAUCAGUAGGGAGCAAUCUUUGAGUCAAGACUUUUUUUCAGGUUACAAGGAUUUAAUCCCUUAUUUCAUUUUAUUUGCAACAGUGGUUUACCAUAAUACAAAUACAUUUACAUCAAAAGGAAUGUAACCUGUGCACAUAAUUUUAUAUAAUUUUAUUUUCUAGUACAAUGGAGGCAUAAAAAUUGAUAGAAAGGAAAGCUUUUAUGUCGGAGGUAAGCCAGGAAGUGAUUUUCUUUUGUGAUGCUGAAAGUCUGUCAGAAUUUAUUUAUGAAGCAAUUUUGGAUAUUUCAUAUUUAAUUUUAUUUUGGCUUGUCUCCAGAGGGAAAUGACACAUAAUUCCUCUUGGACACCCAUUUAUACCCUGGGCUUUGAAUUUUACAAAAAUUCUUGAAGAUAAAAAUAUGUAAGGUUGAUGUUAUAGAGUCCAAGAGUGAUGUGAAAUGGGAAUUUAAUUAAUAUAUAUUAAAACAAAAGUGUUACUAAUUUACACAAAACAUUUCAAUGGUUGGUGGAGCAAUUAAUCUGAUCCAAGAGUUGUUUUAUUUUUAUUCUAAGCACCAACCAAUGUACAAACUCAUAUCCACCUAGAGAAGUUAUCCCUGUAAUGUCAUAUGAUCUGUUAAAAAGGAUUCCCUUAAUUCGCAGAAACUUUUGCUUUAAUUCACAGAUGCUGCCGGAAGGCCAGCUAAUUGGGCACCUAAGAAAAAGAAAGAUUUUUCCAGUAGUGACAGACUUGUAAGUUUAUUUUACUAAUUUCCUCUUGUUGCUAAGUUUCCUCGUCAGCUGACAACACUAAAGAACUUAUCCCAAACAUGAUGGAAGUUGCAUAAACAACAGGAUGCAAUGCCUGUGAAAAUUAUAAAGCCAUGUGCCAAUGCACCUUGACCACUGACUGUUGAAAUAAGCACAGGUUAUUUUAGAAAUCUGUGUUGUCAGUUUUGCCAAGUUUAAUUUGUCUUAUUAAAAUUGAAUGGUGCUCCUUCUCAGAGCUAUUAAAAGGAGUAGAAAUUCAAAUGAAGGCAAUGUUAAGUUAUUUUGUUUCUAAUUUUGCAGUCUUCGUUUUUAAGAAUUUUUUUUUUUUAAUUUCAUUUGUUUGUUUUUUUUAAAUUUCAUUUGUUGUUUUUUUGUGUUUAGUUUGCCUUAAACAUUGACAUGGCCUUCAAGACACCUGAAGAGUAUUUCCAGAAACAAAAACCUGCUCCAUUCAUAAUGCCUGCAUUUGACCCAGUGAGUUUAAAUUACUCUUUUCUUGUAGCACGCUAACCAGAAUAUUUUCCUCCACAGAAAUUUUUGGUAGCACUUUGAAUUUUCAAAAUUAAUUUAAUUAAAAAAUAGCCUUAGUAAGUAGUUUACAUGUUUUUAAAAAGCAUAAUUUACUAACUCUUUCAUAAUAAUCUUUUUCAGAGGAAUAUAGCGUCUAAAGACCCGCUACUGUCUUCAAAAAGCAAACUUGUUGCAGAUGAGAAGGAGGUAGAGUGUAUCUUUUUAAACAUAUGUUUGUUAAUUCUUUGGCUCAAGCAUCUCACAAAAUUUGAUGGUUUGACAUCAUACAUAUUUAUUUAUAAUCCCAGUUUGGGACACUUAAAUAAUUUUUUUUUUCCUUCUCUCCUAAUAUAAUAAUGUUAAUCUGUCCUAACAUAAUAAUGUUAAUAUCUCUUAACAUAUUAAUGUUAAUCUGUCAUGACAUAAUAAUGUUAAUCUUUCUUAACAUAAUAAUGUUAAUAUGUCUUAGCAUAAUAAUGUUAAUAUCUCUUAACUUAUUAAUGUUAAUCUGUCUUGACAUAAUAAUGUUAAUCUGUCUUAACAUAUUAAUGUUAAUCUGUCUUGACAUAAUCAUGUUAAUCUGUCUUAACAUAAUAAUGUUAAUCUCUCUUAACAUAAUAAAGUAAAUCUAUCCUAACAUAAUAAAGUUAAUCUGUCUUAACAUAAUUAAAUCUGUCUUAACAUAAUAAUGUUAAUCUCUCUUAACAUAAUAACUUGAUCUGUCUUAACAUAAGCUAGAAAAAUUAAUUUGUGGAAAGGAUUUCAUUUAACUUUUAGUAUUUAAAAAUGACCAUUGUUUCUGUACUUACUUCAGGUGGUAAAUUCUAUUCAAUUUCUUUUUUUAUCUCUUGUAACAGGUGGUUGUUCUUGUUGGGUUUCCAGCCAGUAAGUUUGUUGGUUUGUUCAUUUAGCCUACAGCAUUGUUAUAAACAAUGAAAACUUUAUAUGUGAAAUCAUCUUGUAAUUGAUAUCAUGUUAGACAAUAAUAAAUGCUACAAUUCUCCAGCCAGUUAACAGAACAUAUAUUGGAUCAACAUUAGUUGAAAAUAACAUGAACUUUAUUUUAUCUUAAAUUAUAAUUUUAAUAUUUUCCGCCCUCUUAUUGUUUGCAUUUUCAAGAAAUGUUUAUUUUAGUUGUAAACAUUUUUUUUUCAGGCGGCAAGUCCUUCUUUGCUAAUGAAGUUAUGAAACCCAAAGGCUAUGUGGUUGUCAACAGGGUAAUUUUAUCCUUUAUUCCAUUGGCUUGAAACAGCCAGCAAGCUAGCUAUGCAUUUCAGUUGUACUGAAGCCACAAGUGUUUGCACUUUUUUUUAAAGCAACUUGUUUUUAUUUUACCUUGAUCUCCUAUACAAUCACGAAUUUAUCUCAUUCAUUGGAAUUAGCAUGCAUUUUUAUAUUCUCCCUAUUUAUUUUCAACAUUAACUGUCUAUCAUUACAAGCCUUAAUGACCAACACCGAUACAAAAGUAUUUUGUUACUUUUAUUUAUAUUUUAGCAUUAAUACAACAAAUGCAUCUGUCUGAACCUUCCCUAGCCAAAGUGUCUAUCAUCAUAUAAAAUAUUUAAACAAAAUUAGAUGUUAAACAUCUCCCCAAAAGCAGCACAAGUAAAAGUGUAUUGGUCCCUGGGAAGCUGAGAGAGGACAACAAUAAAUAAAAGUGUAUUGGUCCCUGGGAAGCUGAGAGAGGACAACAAUAAAUAAAAGUGUAUUGGUCCCUGGGAAGCUGAGAGAGGACAACAAUAAAUAAAAGUGUAUUGGUCCCAUUUGUAAUUGGAAAGCUGAGAGAAGACAACAAUAAAAAAUAAGUGUAUUUCAGUCAUGUCAGGGUUGAUGUAAAUACAAAGUACGUAGUGGUAUAUUAUAAAUGUAAAAAAUGUAAUGAUUUAAUUUCAAAUGAGAACUUGUAGAUGUUCCUCUAUGAAAAAUGGCUGGCAAGCUGUGUUUGGACAGCUUUGCUUUGAUGAAAGUGUCAUCUUAAACUUUUGUCAGCAUUGGCCAUUGUUAAACUUCAGAUGUAUGUUUCACAACAGGACACCCUGGGUACCUGGCAGAAGUGCGUCAAGGCUGUGACACAGUCUCUAGUGAAUUCAAGUGUGGUAGUUGACAAUACGAAUCUUUCCAAAGAUGAGAGGGCGCGGUGAGAAGCAGUCUGUGAUAUAUUAUUGUUAGUGUUAGAAUGUCUUUGUGGUGAGUAGAAGGCCAUGUGGAUAACAUGAUGGAUUUGUUGGGGUUUGUCGAUUCAGAGACUAAAAGUAGCAACUGAGAUGAAGUUCUAAACCAAAAUGGUUGGAAGACGCACAUUGCAGAUAUAUGAAGUGUACAUUAGCUCUAUUUAUGGAAGCUGAAUAAUGAAAUUUGAAAACUGGUUUUUAUUUUUCGCUCUUGCCAUGAGCAAAUUUCCAAAUGUAAACUUUGUACUUCAGUAUUUGGUAGUUAUAAUAAUUCAUUCAGCAGCGUCAAAGAUCAUUGUUAAUAUGUGACUAGAGCCGACAAAAUUAAGAUUAGGAGACUGUCACCAUCCAUGAAUGGUUUCUUACAUCAAAUUCUAUAACAUGUUCAUACAUUGUAAUCACACCGAAUUGAAAAGAAGUCCCUAUUCCAAUAACAUGUUCAUACAUUGUAAUCACACCGAAUUGAAAAGAAGUCCCUAUUCUAAUAACAUGUUCAUACAUUGUAAUCACACCAAACUGAAAAGAAGUCCCUAUUCCAAUAGCGAUGUAAACUUUAAUCCAGAAACAUAUGGCUGUGCUAUGAAUCAAACACAUGAAAAACGCAGCUUGCCUAAAGCAGAAGAAUAUUGUAUGUUAUGAACUGGAUUUGGGAGCGUGAUUGUUUGUUUAUGAAAGGUUUGGAGAGGUUUUGUGGGGGUGAGUAGUGAUUGGUCGGGUGAUGCAAGGUUAGUUCAUUCUGAGUUCAUUUGUCAGUAUGCUGUGUAUCAUAGUAGUGAGAAAGGUCCAAGUCCAAGUUUAGUCAGUGAGAUAAAAGUGAUUUGAGGAUAAGUGGCUAGUUUAUGGAAGAUUUUGUGGAGAAAAUUUUGUCAAUUGCCAGUUGCUGUGAUGAUCAAGAAUUGUUAUCCUUUCAUUGAAUGUUGAUUUUUUAUCUUAAGAGUGGACCAAGUAUGGCUGUGUGUGAAGUGAAGAGUGGGCCAAGUAUGGCUGUGUUUGAAAUGAAGAGUGGGCCAAGUAUGGCUGUGUGUGAAGUGAAGAGUGGACCAAGUAUGGCUGUGUGUGAAGUGAAGAGUGGGCCAAGUAUGGCUGUGUGUGUGAAGUGAAGAGUGGGCCAAGAAUGGCUGUGUGUGAAGUGAAGACUGGACCAAGUAUGGCUGUGUGUGAAGUGAAGAGUGGGCCAAGUAUGGCUGUGUGUGAAGUGAAGAGUGAACCACGUAUGGCUGUGUGUGUGUGUGUGAAGUGAAGAGUGAACCACGUAUGGCUGUGUGUGUGUGUGUGUGAAGUGUGGACCCGGUAUGGCUGUUGUAACAUUUGACACACACGGAAUAUCCUUAAGAAAAAGGUUAUAACAUUUUUAAGUGCAGAACUUCCAUCAGAAAUAAGAUUAUAGCAAGCAUCAUCCACUAAGUUCUCUUGUUACCUGCUAGACAAAUAGCAUGUACACCAAAGACAGACUGCAGACACAACUCACAAUUACAAUGGAAAUACAUAUUUCACAACCCUAAAGGCAUAAAAGCUUCAUUAACUAAAAUAACACACAAGACACACAAUAAAACCAUCGGUGUGCAACAAUUACUGGUGAAUACCCAUACUUGACAGUGACAGAGACUAUUGACAUUUAUUUAUUUAAGCAUGCCAUUUAAAUUAACCAUCAGUGUAUUAAAAACUAAUGAAAUGUCACAAAUUAUUCUAUUUUUAAUAGGUACGUUGAAUGUGCCAAGAAAGUACAGGUGCCAUGUCGAUGUUUUGUCUUUACAACUACCAUUGAACACUGCAGGCAUAAUGAAAAGGUAGAUAACUGGCGUCAGAAUUUAAAUUUGGUAGAGAGAAAGACAAUAAAUAUAUCUAUUUUUGAAAUCAUAUUGGCAAAAAUUUUACAAAUGAGUGUUUUAUUUCUCAACAGUUUCGACAGAUAACUGAUGAAUCUCAUGCCAAAAUAAAUGAAAUGAUCUUCAAUAAAGUCAAGUAAGAAUUUUUAGCUGGCUGUUGAUUUUAUGCUAUGUUAAACAUAAGUCUACUGUUAGUUGAUGUUUUUUGUUGUUGUUUUUUUCUUUUUUGUGGGUUUAAAUAAUUUAAAUAACAAAGUUUACUGAAUUUUAAAAAUUUGAGUUUUCCUGAAUUGUAAAGUAUUUUUAUUUUAAAUACUAAUUAUUAACUUCACUUUUGUUUCUGGCGGGCUGGAAAAAUCUUCACUAUGCUAAUUGACCCACUUCCUGUCUAUCUAUCGAGCUGAAACUUUGCACCUAGACUUGUUGCAAUGACAAAACAGUCUUUCAAAUAUUCAGCCCCACAUCCCGACCCCAACAAUCAGUUUUUCAUGUUUUUCAACGGAAAGAUGCAGGAAAUAUGAUGAGACUGAAAUAAAAUUCCAGAUAAAUGCCCUAUAUGAGAUUCCAUAAAAUAAUAUUGCAAGUGUGUUUGGUGUUUUUGUUUUUCUGAAAUGAUGAAAUAAAUUUGCAGUGUAAAAGCAGGUGGGUCAUAAGAAUAUUAACAUGGUUCAGGGCAUGAAAAAAAUGUGCAGUUGCUGGCCUUGGGGGGAGCACUAAUUGGGAUUCUUAUGCAUGUUUUGUGAUAUUUUCAGCUCCACCCCCCAUUGCAUUGCUUGAUAUUACAUUUUAUAAAGGGUUUAUACGAACAAAUUUGUGCUUAAACAACCCUUAAGCACAAAUUUUUUCGUAUAAGAAAUCUGUGAAAAAAAUAACAAUUAAACAACCCUUAAUUGUUAUUUUUUUCACAGAUUUCUUAUUUUUUACUAGAACAAGAUGAGUGUUUAACUGAAGAAGAAACAAACCUCAUUUGAUCUUAUUUUCACCUUUGAUGAUAUGUCCACAAACGUUCAGUAGAAUUAUGACUACAUUUACAGCCCAUAUUAAGCAUGCUGCACACAUUUGUUAUGACUGUCUAUGGGGCAAAAAAAAGUCUUAAUUUUUUUUUUCAGGUCGAAGUUUCAAGAGCCAAGUAUGAGUGAAGGCUUCAGUGAAAUUGUCCAAGUCAACUUUGUGCCGAAAUUUUCUUCUUCUAGUUUAGAAUCCAAGUACAGAAAAUUUCUUUUGGAGAAAUGAUCGCCGUAAACAAUUAUUUUAAAAAAUGGGAAUAGAUUUAUGUCCACGCACUAUGUUGUUCUACUCGUGAAUAAAUUAAGUUUUAAAAUGGGGCUUGAUUAAAAUGUUUGGGAAUUUUAAUUCUUAAAUAAUUUGUAUUCUGAUUAAAUUCAUAGGACUUUGAAACCAUAUCCGUUAUUAUGAAGUACUGAGAUAAAAAAGAAAUUCUCUCUUGUAGGUAUAGACAUUCCCCAGCAGUUUGUAUAUAUAGAUAAAGUACAGCAUGUAUGUCGCAGAGUUAUAAGUGCUGGAUAGGGAAGCACUUUCAUUGCCCUUCCCUCUGCCAGAACUGUUGGUCAGUUUGAGCUAUAUUCAAAUGAUUGGUCAGCAGCAGUUUACAUUCUUUACAUGCCACUUGCUAUGUUUAUACGCCACUUGCUUUGUUUAUUAUUUUACAUUCAUUUUUUAAUUUACUUUAUUAAAGGUAAGAAAAAUUAAAGUCUAGUAAAUAAUUCAAAACUUUUACGUGCAAAGAAUUAUUUUUGUUGUUGCUAAGAGUAAGUUUAGGAUGGAAAUGUUUGGAAGGUCAGUCAUUAAAAUAUGUUGUAUAGAGAAAUAUGUUGUAUAGAGUGAUGGUUAACCAUUUUUAAUGUAUCUGAGACUACUAUGUCAUAGUCAUUAAUCAUAUUAUAUAUUUUCCUGUCAUCUGUUAUGUAUUAAUAUGAUAAAUACAUUUUUUAUUGCUAUAAAAUCUCUUGAAACUUUAAACACACACAAACACCCCCCCCCCCUUCCCCCGCACACACUUUUUCUAUUCUUUAUCAAUGGCAUUGGGAAAAAUCUAGUAUUUCUUAGUACCAUAAAUUUCUGACUGAUCAAAUGUUCUAAUCUAAUAAAUAUGUAUACCUGACUUGACUUUUCUGUUAACAACUCUGAAUAGCUUAUGAACAUGGUAUAAAACAAUGCAAACAUUCUCUCUGAUAUCGAACUACUUGUAAUACUAACAUAUUGCACAGUUUUACAAAUAAACUUAAAGAAAACAUAUUUGGUGAUUUUUUAAAAAAUAAAU